AUGAAUAUUUUAACAAUUACAAAACCAACACAACAACAAUAUGAAAAAUUAAAAUUAAAAUAUUCCAUUAGUUUAAAAUGUCCCUGUAAAGAAAUAUCAAUUCCAUAUAAACAGUUUAUUAAUAUCCAAGUCGAAUAUUAUGAAAUUUGUUUAUCUGAUUUUACCAAACAAAAAUGGAUUGAUUAUCUUUUCAAUGAAAAAAUUAAAUAUUAUCAUCCAUUUGAUUUUCGUCGCGUUGCACCAUUCAAAUUUCAAUUACUUCGAACACUAUGUCAACAAUCGAAACAAUUCAUUGAUGAUAAUCUUGAAGAAUUUUAUUCAAAUCAUUUGAUUUCAAAGGAACCUAUCUCAAUAGAUGAAUUUCAUAUUCAAGUGAAUUUUUUUAUUAAAUCAUUUCAACAAACAACACGUUAUCUAUUAGAGAACUUAGUCACGCUAAUUGAAGACACAAUAUGUGUAAACUUUUUAUUAACAGCAGUCGAUAAACAUUUUAUUUACAAAGCCAGUGAGCAAUUUAUACUUAUGGGUUCUCAACACAUUUGUUAUUACGAUACCGAAGAGAAGAAAGGAAAAUCUACCAGAUGCACUUGUAAAAGUAAAGGAAACACAAAGUUCCCUGAAGGUAUUUACGAUGCUAUAGAAUGGUUUGAAUAUCCUUCGUGUCUUGCAUUUGAAGGUGGCUUAUACGACUCAAAUAAAUAUCCCGAUGUUCAAAUACCUGGAAUGAUUGGAUGUUGCUUACCAAUCGAAUCAUUGAAAUAUUCAACAUUAGAAUGUUUUUAUGAGGAAUCCUGUUUGGAUAUAAUAGAUCUGUAUACCACUCAUCCGUCAAUUUCAACGAGCGAUUUCCCGAUAUUAAAACACGAUUUAUCAGCAAAAUCUAUAACAAUCGAAGAAUUAAUCAAAAAAUCAUUUGUAAAACAAUGGAUUAAUAUCACAUCAUAUGAGAAAUAUUUUAUUUACUGUCAACCUUUAUCUUGUCAAUAUAAUGCUGGAGAAGGGAAAAGUCUUUUUUAUAUAUUUACAACAACUAUUAGUUUAUUUGGUGGAUUAAAAUUGAUUCUCCCAGUUAUUGUAUUAUACAUUGUGGCAUAUAUUCGAGAGGAAUAA
Adineta ricciae is the source of this 1110-nucleotide messenger RNA. Lineage: Eukaryota; Metazoa; Rotifera; Eurotatoria; Adinetida; Adinetidae. The record is from the annotation of a GenBank genome assembly.